GCGAGCUGAGAGGGGACGCGGCGGCGGCGGCGGCGGUGCGGCGGCGGUGGCGGAGCGCUAGGAUAUUAGAAAUGGCUACUCCCCAGUCAGUUUUCAUCUUUGCAAUCUGCAUUUUAAUGAUAACGGAAUUAAUUUUGGCAUCAAAAAGUUACUAUGAUAUCUUAGGUGUGCCAAAAUCAGCAUCAGAGCGCCAAAUCAAGAAAGCUUUUCACAAGUUGGCCAUGAAGUACCAUCCUGACAAAAAUAAGAGUCCUGAUGCUGAAGCAAAAUUCAGAGAGAUUGCAGAAGCAUACGAAACACUCUCAGAUGCUAAUAGGCGAAAAGAAUAUGAUACAGUUGGACACAGUGCUUUUACUAACGUUAAAGGACAAAGAGGUAGCGGAAGUCCUUUUGAGCAAUCAUUUAACUUCAAUUUUGAUGACUUAUUUAAAGACUUUGGGUUUUUUGGUCAAAACCAAAACACUCGAUCCAAGAAGCAUUUUGAGAAUCACUUCCAGACACGCCAGGAUGGUUCCAGUAGACAAAGACAUCAUUUCCAGGAGUUUUCUUUUGGAGGUGGACUGUUUGAUGACAUGUUUGAAGAUAUGGAGAAAAUGUUUUCUUUUAGUGGUUUUGAUACCACCAAUCGGCACACAGUACAGACUGAAAAUAGAUUCCAUGGAUCUAGCAAGCACUGCAGGACUGUCACUCAACGGAGAGGAAAUAUGGUUACUACAUAUACUGACUGUUCAGGACAGUAGUUCACGAUUUUUCUGUUCUUUCUAAACCCAACUAGUCGAAUUUUCUUCAAUAUCUUUGAUGCAAAACAAUUUUCUGUGAACUAUUUUGACAAGUGCAUGAUUUCACUUAACUUGAUAAGGUAUUAAAUGCAUUUAAAUGGUUUUUGACAAAUUCAGCAACACUCAGUAGAGAAAUCGCUAAUUACUAAUUUCCCUGAUUAGGAAAGAUUCUUUAAAAAAAAAAAGGUUGUAAUUCUGCCUGGUUUUUUUCUCUACCUGCCCUUGGGCUUACUUAUGUGGCCAGUUUUAUUACCAAGAAAAGAUUGAGUUCGCCUGAUAUAUUUAAAGGUUAGCCUUUGAAACUUAUUGUAGAUUUAAAUUGUGUGAACUUGAAUGGUUUUUGCAGUGAAACCUUUGCUAAUUUAAAAUUGCAUGCUCCGCAGCAUCUCUGACUUGGGUUGCUAAGUGUACGUGAAAUUGUAAUUGAGUCAUUCAGCAAAGGAUAGCAGUAUCUUUCCACUGAAAGCUUCAGAAAGGCAUGAUUUAAUAUUCACCACAGAACCAUACCUUCCUGCAGUAAAAAUUGGAGUAAAGGAAAUGAUUGUAUUGCUCAUAGCCCUUUAGGCCAAAAGAACAUUGAAAACUUUUGAAAUAUUACCAAGAGAUUGUUACGUGUUUGGUCCCUGGCUAAUGAUUUUGUAGUGUUGAAGUCCUAGCUAAUUUACACAUCUUUUCACAUUUCUUUCUUAGUUGUUGGCGCUCUAGGUCUUACAUGGAUUUAUGUAUUUUUGUGUGUGUGUGGUUCCUCCUAUUUGCACUCAUCCGUAUCUAUAGAUUGACUAAUACCUCAUUCUAUAUGUAAAAACAGCCAGUAAUUUCUGUGCAACCUUAUUAUGUGCAAUAUUUUUAAAUCCUAAGAAAUGUGUGCUUUUGUUUUCAUAUAGACUUAUUUCUUUAGUCCUGCACUUUUUGCAUCAUACUCCAUAUGAGUAUUAAUCCUAUGGAUACAUAUUAAAACUAGUAAAUGUCUCAUACAACAUUGUGAGUGAGAGAAAUAUAAUAUUUACAAUA
Messenger RNA from Nyctereutes procyonoides (raccoon dog), 1790 nucleotides. RefSeq names its product DnaJ heat shock protein family (Hsp40) member B9 (gene DNAJB9). Lineage: Eukaryota; Metazoa; Chordata; Mammalia; Carnivora; Canidae. Bases 72 to 740 code for a protein of 222 amino acids. Gene Ontology annotation, molecular function: misfolded protein binding; protein-folding chaperone binding. The transcript has 3 exons. Gene Ontology annotation, cellular component: endoplasmic reticulum. The record is from RefSeq and is a predicted model, not a curated record.